AUGUGCCACAUAACUGUCUUACUUGCUCCUCUCCUCAUCUGCUACGAUGUCUUCUUGAACCCGCGCCAGCAGAGUCAGAAGGUCUUUUUGCUGUCGCAUUCGCCGAUUCAGGAUGUCGCUGUCAUUGGAGUUCCGGAUAUCAAAAUGGCGGGAGAUGAGCUCCCCCAUGCGUAUGUGGUCGCUAAUCAGAGAAAGAUCACAUCAGAUGCCAUCAAAAGUAUUGUUAAAGAUAACCUCGCGUCGCAUAAGCAAUUGAGGCGCGGCGUAAUUGCGCCGGGUGGCUGCACUGGAAAUCAAGGCAAAGCUAUAAUGGUGGGACUUGCAGUGGUAUCGUAUAUCAUGUAG
Messenger RNA from Penicillium crustosum, 345 nucleotides. RefSeq lists its product as uncharacterized. The record is from RefSeq and is a predicted model, not a curated record. The transcript has 2 exons. The coding region runs from base 1 to 345 and encodes 114 amino acids. NCBI's taxonomy places the organism in Eukaryota, Fungi, Ascomycota, Eurotiomycetes, Eurotiales, Aspergillaceae.